AUGCCAUCACCACCCAGACCUCAGCCCAAUAUCGCUACCCCACCGCCCACCAACGCCCAAGCUGACGUCCACAACCCCCACCAACGUGGAGUGAAAUGUCUCGCCACGCAUCUCCUCCCCAUCUCCCAAUCACACCACACACCCACAAGUCCACACACACUUGACAUACUCGCUACUACACCACCAUCCCCUCUGCCCAAAUCCCCCACCACUAAUCCCCCACCGCCAGUAUCCUCCCCGCUACCCGCACAAGCCCCACCCCGCCGCUCCCUCGGCCGCCAUGGCAUUCCACCCCACCGCGACGCUCUCGCUGUGUACAUUCACUGGGCGCGACAGCGAUAUUACAUCGCGCGCGGGCAUUCAGGGACGCAUGUGCCGCAUGGUGUAGCGGCGGGUACUGCAGCCGUCACCCAUGUGUAUGAUGAGGGGCGGUCGAUGAACGAUUUGCGCGGUGUUGGGGCCCAGUUUGGAGAGGGGGUGGUGGGGUUGGGGUAUCCGAUUGAGAUUGAGGUUUAA
This is a messenger RNA of Plenodomus lingam JN3, 516 nucleotides long. RefSeq lists its product as uncharacterized. The record is from RefSeq and is a predicted model, not a curated record. Lineage: Eukaryota; Fungi; Ascomycota; Dothideomycetes; Pleosporales; Leptosphaeriaceae.